Caenorhabditis angaria is the source of this 576-nucleotide messenger RNA. The record is from the annotation of a GenBank genome assembly. NCBI's taxonomy places the organism in Eukaryota, Metazoa, Nematoda, Chromadorea, Rhabditida, Rhabditidae.
AUGAAACUUCUCGUCUUAAUUAUUUUUGCUUUCGCAAUCAGCCCAACUUCUGCACUCAUCCGAACCGUUUUAAUGGAUUAUUGGCAGCAAAUCGAAAAAGAAAUCCAACCAACAGAUAAUCAAUACAAUUUAUUCAUUUUUUCUGAAUAUUCAGAAGAUCGUAGAAUUGUGCGCAAUCAUGCAAAAUCAAAUGAAACAUCGCUCACUGUCAUUAUUCACGAAAACCAUUGGUUAAGAUUGAAAAUCGUGUGCGGAAAUAGCUCGGAACCAAUGUUGCUAGAAAUGCAGGCCGCUUAUCGACACCUUCAUCUUGUUGUUGAUUGUGAUUCGUUUCAAGCGGUUUUAUAUCCACAUCGAAAAUAUGUUCGAGGAGCGCUGAUUGUUUUCGUGGUGUUGUUGGUCGCGUUAGUUUUUCUUGAACUAAAAAAAUCAAUAAAUGAGUUAAUUUUCAGUAUACUUGUCUGGAAGAGGGAAGUUAUCAGAACAUUAAUCACUGAUCGAUAUCGAAAGUCAAGACAGAAAUUUGCUAUUUUCAAAAAUGAACCGGAAGACGGUCAAGACGUCAAUUUAGCAUAA